AUGUCGGCAGCUCGUGAUGCUUUGUGGGCCAGUGGUCAUGACGAGACCGUCGAGGUCAAUCAGCGCGCUCUCAUUGACAAAGUCCUUGCACGGUACUCUGGCGAGUUCACAGUCUUCCGCGAACUCUUGCAGAAUUCGGAUGAUGCUGCCUCACGCGCGGUGGAGAUACGAUUCGAGACAAAGGAAUAUCUGGAUCGAAUGAAAAAAGAAAAGGAUGCUCCUGGAAACGAGCAAGAACAGGCUGACGAUGUCGUGCAUGAACUGAGUGGCGCAGAGGGCAAGUUGCCAGAUCUCAAGACCGCUCUUGUGCACCAGUGGACGUUUAGGAACAAUGGCAUGGUGUUCAAAGAUGAUGAUUGGAAUCGCUUGAAGAAGAUCGCGGAGGGGAAUCCGGACGAAGAGAAGAUCGGUGCUUUCGGAGUGGGAUUUUAUAGUUUAUUCUCUGUGACUGAAGAACCAUUCGUGUCGUCUGGAGGUCGAUGGAUGGGUUUCUAUUGGAAAGACAAGAAAGACCAGUUGUACGCUCGUAGGGGAGAUCUGCCUCCCUCUGUUGAACCUGAAUCAGACUCCUGGACGACGUUCGAAAUGAUGCUUCGCGAACCAACCUCAAUUCCGGCAGCCUUUGACUUCACUCGAUUUCUAGUGUCAUCGAUCACAUUCAUGUCUCAUCUCUCUGAAGUCAGCGUCUUCUUCGAUAACCAUCGACUGGUCAGACUCUCAAAGGACAGUGGUCUUCCUAGUGAUGUCCCUUUGCUUCGAGGGCUCAAGAGCUCUAGUCCAACGGGGAUCAUGAACGUACGAAGUAUCCAAACCACGCCGUUGACCAUAAAAGCUGAGGUUGUUCGCUGGGUGUACUCUGUCGGAACGGACAAGCCCAGCCCAGCCGCUCCGAAAGCGGUAAAGAGUGCGACUGGUUUCUUUUCAUCUCUCUUUUCUGGCUUCGCAGGCAGCACCACUCCGGCGCGCACGCCGACACCCAAUCCAAUACCUCUCCCAGACCCUGUCAACCUACUUGAAAUAACCAAAUCAGGUGUCAUAUUGUCCAUAUUCUCUGCAAACAUCGAAGUCAAGCUAGACAAGAAGUUGGGCGCUGAGCUUUUCAGAUCAACAAAGAAGCAGAUGCCGAGCAAGAUGCGGUACGAGUUGAUCUACACUGGCAAAACCGAAUACGAUGACAGCGUUCGAGAAGAGCAGAAGUUGAAGUUUUCUGCCGGUAGUGUCUUUCAAGGCCUUCGGGCAGAUUUAGAUGGAUUAGGGUCGGCUCGUAUUUUUAUUGGUCACUCAACAGGCCAAACCACGGGAAUAGGAGGUCAUAUGGCUGCGCGUUUCAUUCCCACAGUCGAACGUGAAUCCAUAGAUCUCGUAGAUCGUAACGUGGCAAUUUGGAAUAAGGAGCUCCUCCACGUCGGAGGAUUCCUGGCGCGAUCGGCAUACGAGGUAGAGCUUCUCGACAUCAAGAAAUUAUGGGACAGUGCAAUCGCUUCUGGUGACCCGGGCUCUCACCCCGACCAAACAUAUCGAGAUAGGCUGCAUGCCAGGGCAUUGCAUGCAUUGAAAUUCUUCACCUUUCAUUCUUCCACGCCGUCGCCAAUUGUCUCCAGCUCUUUGGAAGGCAGUUUCUUCACUUGUGCAACCAACCGCUCGUUCCCCAUCAUGUCCUCAGAAGGCAUACGCAAUGCGGCUGACAUUCGAGUUCCUGAUGCUUCAUUUCAGGGCUUCUUGAAGAAGCUCCCCAUCAUUCCGGACGACAUAUCUAUCGGGGCCAGGCCGAUGAUUGAAUCUCUUCAGCGACGAGGCAUGAUCAAGGAGAUCUCCUUUAUCGACGUACUUGAAGAACUCCGACAUCGGCCACUUUCUGAACCCGAAAUGAUUGCCUGUCUCAAAUGGUGGAUUGGGAUGCAAAAGCAAAGCCACAACACGAACCUCCUGCAGAUACGAACACAGCUACUCGAGGCUGCUGUGGUCACAAUAGGCACUCCGGGAACUAAGGACGAGAAGAUCAUUCCAUUGUCAACAGUACAGACGUUUUUGAAUACGAGGCACAUGGGCUCUUAUAUCCCUACCGAUGGACCGCUGCCCGGAAACUUAUUGCCCAUCAAUAUCAGCAGGUCUUUUGAUCCGGAAGUUUUAUCACUCGUUUUUCCGUGGAAGCAAUUGACAAUCAUUGACUGGCUAUCUCAUGUCAUGAGCCCCUCUGUCGCCGCAUCCGCCGUUGAAUACGACGCGACACAAUCGGCGCCAUGGUCUGAACGCGUCUUGAUGGUACUCGCUCGUGCUUGGCCAACCUUACCCAAGGCAGCGCAAGAAGAUGUCAUCGCAAUGUUGAGAACUAAAUCGUUCGUACCCACAUCCGCUGGACUGAAACUGCCCGAGCACGCAUACUUCUCGAGCGUCAAUCUCUUCCGCGAUCUGCCUAUCGUCACUCUGCCAUCUGGCGCGCCUGUCAAAGGCCCUGUGGAAAAGUUUCUACAAGCGCUCGGAGUGCGCAAGCAUGUCGAGCUGCAAAUUGUUUUUGACAGGAUGAUCAAAACUGGCGACUGGACGAUCAUUGACCUGGUCAAGUAUCUGGUGUCCGUGCAGAGUACUCUGACGCAAUUGGAGAUAGAACGGCUGCAGCACACCGCCGCUUUCACAAGAGAGGAUGAGAAACCAAUCGCGACAAAGAAUGGGGUCAUGAAGGUUCCUCGGCACAAAGCGAGCGAUUUAUAUGAACCUCUGGACGUAUUCCGUGAACUGAAGCUGCCUGUCAUUGACUGGGGAAUUGAAAAUAAGUGGAGGCAAUCAUCCGAGGAGGCCAAAUUCUUGCAUAAUCUUGGUCUCAAACGCUCCCCACCCCUUCGUGUUCUCAUCGACAUUGCGGCUGGCGUUGAACCGGCGUUACGACCGAAAGCUCUGAGAUACCUUCUGGACAACUUCGUCUUGAAAUACGCCGCCGAGUACAGCCCCCAUGAUUAUGGCGAUCGUGCAUUCAUACCCGCAAUCAAGGCAGCUCAACUGUGCAUGGCAAAGCCAUCUGAGGUUUUUUCUAAUCCUGACUGGAUGAGUUUAGGCUUCACGGUUGUCCAUUCCGAUUUACGCGGGGAUUCCUCGACGAAGUUGAAGAUCCCCAACGACCCACCAACAUUCAAGCUAGUAUCUCUUCUUGAACGCACUCCACCUAAGGACGAGAAUGAGGCACGGAACUGGUUUGAGAUUCUGGCAACUCACAUCCCUGAGUUUUCGUCGGAUGAAUUGAGGAAAUUGGCCGCACUGCCAUUUAUCCCAGUCAAGGGGACACCUCCACAGAACCAGGCUCGCCGCCUUUGUCCUAACCAAUGCUACUUCACUGGUUCCUCGGGAGCAGAUUUUCAUUCAAAGCUGUUUGUCUUCGUGGAUUUUGGCUCGCGAGCCAAUACGUUUCUAAGUGCUUGCGGGACCAAGCGUGAACCAUCGGUGGAAGAAAUUGUCCGGAUCUUACUUCGAGACCCGCAAGAAUUUUAUAAAUUGGCCCAAGGGUCGGAGAACUAUCUGUUAGAAUUACGGAACAUCGCCGUCAAUAGGAGGUUACUCUCAUCAAAUAUCAUCGCCCUCAUGAAAAGAGCACCCGUGUUAUUAGGGAUCCGACGUGUCAAGAAGGCGAAGGCCCCACAGAAAGAUCAAACUGAUCUCGAUGUGGACGAAGACGAUUGGGAGCCUCAAGAUCAGUUGAUGAUUCCUGGCCGAGUUCUUAUCGCGGACGAUAUGACAGGAUAUCAGCUAUUCGGUGAUUCUAUGUUUUGCGCUCCACAAGAAGACUUAUUGGAAGAAUUCUACGCUUCUUUGGGCUCACGCAGAUUAAGUGCAUUGAUCCAGGAAAAAUACGAGAAAUCUGGAGAAAUUCCAUCUUCGAAGGAAGCAUCAAAAACAAAACAAUUGAUCUUGGAACGGCUUCCGCUAUUUCUUCAUGAGCACACCCAUGCCAGGACACGCGUCUCAUUCAACUGGUUUAGAACAGGGAAUAACUUCAUAGUGAAAACUUUUGGCAAGCUUCGAGUUACCAAGGCUCUUAUCUACGAUGGAACUCACCUGGCAAGAACUCAGGACGCGUCUGCUGUUGCCGUACGGGAAGGUGGCGGUCCCAUUCAACUUUGGCUCGCGGGUCACACGCAGGUUGAUAUGUACGAGGUGUCCACAUCUCUGUGCCGUUUUCUUUUCGAGUCACCCAAGCCGCACGACGCGUUACUUCUUAUGACUAUUCUGGACACGCCGUUGAAGGCCCUUAAGGCAAGGGGAUACAAUGGUCGGUGUAUUGUGCAUGCUGUUGUAUGUCUUUUACUGAGCUGGAGGACAGUCGACAGAAUUUUACGGCAGCAAAAAGCUGAACGAGAAGCAGCUGAAAAGGCUGCCCAAGAAAGGCGGGAAGCAGAAGCGAAGGCCGCCCAGGUCGCUCGUGAAACAAUGGAAAAGACUGAGUUUAAUGUGAAUUCCCAACUCAUCCCGUCAAAUACGACAUCUACGAAGCCUGCGCCGGCGUCGGCCCUUCAAUCGCCUCCUCUUCCACACGCUUCAAAGUCAAUACCGCCUGAGAAUCUUCACCCUAUACCACCCUCAGCAGGAAACGAGGGGGACCUCAGUAAAGGUCCAGGAUCACAAAUGAUGAAGUCUCUAGAUGCCUUCAAACGCCGACUCGUGAAGAAGAGCGACCAACCUUUGCCCCCUACGCCUAUACCCAUUGAAGAACCACGUCCUCGACCUUCUUCCUCUUUAGGCGCUGAUCUACCAGGGAAGCCCGGGUCUGAGUUAAGUUUGCUGCAGAAGUCUCGAACACCAACCCCCGCUCCUCAAGCUCAUGUCACCCCUUUGAGCAACAUCGCAUCGAACAUAAAUAUGGCCAUUAGAGCAUGUCAGGAGGAGACAAGUAGUUUUCUCCGAAACCGAGAACAUAUGCAAAUGGUCAGGGAGUCCCUGGACGAAGGAUACUGUGAUGUUUCUGGGCGAGCAGGGGAUUUGGACCUCGUCGGUGUUUCAGGGGGAUUCAAAAUCUAUGCAUCGCACGAUAUUGCCAACCGAGAGAGUCUUGUCGACCGGCGUCACGACUCUCUCACGAGAUUCACUCCUAUUCUCGACCAACUCCGUGCAGUGUAUAAACUACCGUUGUCAAGUCUGCAUAUAUUUUGCGACGUUUCUGGACAAUUGAUCGCAUUCAAUCGCAACGGUAGUCUUUUCGUCAAUCUGAGAUACUACGAAGCGUGGCACGACAAUGAAGUGCAACGAGGUGACCUGACGAAAGCAUAUAUAUCUUGGUACUUUACACUUGCACACGAGAUUGCGCAUAAUCUCGUACAACAGCAUAACUCUGAGCACGAGUUCUACUUUUCAUCCAUCUGCGAGUCAUAUAUGUUGCCUCUUACGCAGAUUUUGACGGCCCUAGAAGUUCGUACAUAG
This is a messenger RNA of Heterobasidion irregulare TC 32-1, 5403 nucleotides long. RefSeq lists its product as uncharacterized. The record is from RefSeq and is a predicted model, not a curated record. NCBI's taxonomy places the organism in Eukaryota, Fungi, Basidiomycota, Agaricomycetes, Russulales, Bondarzewiaceae. The coding region runs from base 1 to 5403 and encodes 1800 amino acids. The transcript has 25 exons.